Athene cunicularia (burrowing owl) is the source of this 3535-nucleotide messenger RNA. RefSeq names its product gamma-aminobutyric acid type A receptor alpha5 subunit (gene GABRA5). NCBI's taxonomy places the organism in Eukaryota, Metazoa, Chordata, Aves, Strigiformes, Strigidae. The record is from RefSeq and is a predicted model, not a curated record. Gene Ontology annotation, molecular function: benzodiazepine receptor activity; nucleic acid binding; GABA-A receptor activity. The coding region runs from base 1 to 2319 and encodes 772 amino acids. The transcript is spliced from 14 exons. Gene Ontology annotation, biological process: signal transduction; gamma-aminobutyric acid signaling pathway; nervous system process. Gene Ontology annotation, cellular component: synapse; postsynapse; GABA-A receptor complex.
AUGUCAGAGAAGUAUUCUGGUGAAAGAAAGUGGAUCAUACAAGAAGGUGGAGGUAGCAAAGAAGAUGAAGACAAAAAUGAAGAAAAAAGGCAGUUUGGCGGCUAUGCCAAAGAGACAGAUUAUGUGAUCCAUGCUGCCAAGCUGAAGUCUGCUCUGGGAAGUGAAGCUGCAUACCGCAAGGAUUUCUACUUCUGCAAUGGUUACGACCCCCCUAUGAAGCCUUAUGGGCGACGCAAUGAGGUCUGCAUACCUGAGGCUACAAUGAUUGACUUAUCUGGAAAACUCUAUACCAGUUCCAGGGUAGAUAACAGCGAAGAAGAUGCCGAGGUGAAGAAUGCGAGAAAGUACAUACUGAGAAGUUAUGAUCAUGUGUCAGUGAAAGGUCUACUACGGAACUCUGAUGAUCAGCUCUGGCUGCAUGCUGGUCAUACACUGGAUAACCUAUUAAAAGCCUGUGAAACAAGUUGUAUUCAAGGGCCAUCCUGUACAGGGAUCUGUAUCGACAUAACUUCAGGGCUUCCAGAAACUGUACUAGCUGCACCAGAGGUAUAUGGCCAGGGAAGUGUUAACGCACGGACAGUGCAACUUUGGUUCCAAAAAUUUCGACGUGGCGAUUUCAACCUUGAAGAUCAAGAAGGUCGCAGACGUCCUUCUGCUAUUGAUGAUGAUGAAUUGAAGGCUCUGGUGAAAGCAGAUACAUGCACAACUGUUCGAGAACUUGCCAAAGAACUCAGGCAACGAUCGGCUCAGUGGUUGGACUACAGUGAAGCUCCGCAGCACUUCCCAAAGCCGAAUCUGCACCAAAAGGUCAUGCUGACUGUCUGGUGGUCUGCUGCUGGUUUAAUCCAUCACAGCUUCCUGAAUCCAGGUGAAGCAAUCACGGCGGCGAAGUACAUCCAGGAAAUCAAUGAAAUGCACCAGAAACUUCAACGGCUGCGCCCAGCACUGGUCAACAGAAAGGGUCUAAUCCUUCUCCACGAUAACGUGCGGCCACACGUUGCACUUUUGACACUCUUCUCGCAAACGCCAACAGCAUCGGGAAAAGAAGACACCAAUGAUAACAUCACUAUAUUCACCAGGAUCUUGGAUGGUCUGCUGGACGGCUACGACAACCGACUGCGACCGGGACUGGGAGAGAGAAUAACUCAGGUGAAAACAGACAUCUAUGUUACCAGUUUUGGUCCUGUGUCAGACACAGAAAUGGAAUACACCAUUGACGUUUUUUUCCGACAAAGCUGGAAAGAUGAAAGGCUACGAUUCAAAGGACCUAUGCAACGCCUCCCUCUUAACAACCUGCUUGCCAGCAAGAUUUGGACCCCGGACACUUUUUUCCACAAUGGCAAGAAGUCUAUUGCUCACAACAUGACAACCCCAAACAAACUUCUGCGCCUGGAGGAUGACGGCACUCUGCUGUAUACCAUGAGAUUGACCAUCUCUGCUGAAUGUCCCAUGCAGCUUGAAGAUUUCCCCAUGGAUGCACAUGCUUGCCCAUUAAAAUUUGGAAGCUAUGCUUAUCCCAAUUCUGAAGUGAUCUAUGUGUGGACUAAUAGCACCACAACAUCUGUGGUGGUGGCCGAAGAUGGCUCGCGACUUAACCAGUACCACCUGAUGGGACAAACUGUAGGAACUGAAAACAUCAGUACCAGUACAGGCGAAUAUACUAUUAUGACAGCCCAUUUUCAUCUGAAAAGAAAAAUUGGUUAUUUUGUCAUCCAGACGUACCUUCCUUGCAUUAUGACUGUGAUCUUAUCACAAGUGUCGUUUUGGCUGAACAGAGAAUCUGUCCCUGCUAGGACUGUCUUUGGAGUAACCACAGUCCUCACCAUGACCACCUUAAGUAUCAGUGCCCGUAACUCUUUGCCAAAAGUGGCCUAUGCUACUGCAAUGGACUGGUUUAUAGCCGUCUGCUAUGCCUUUGUAUUUUCUGCAUUGAUUGAAUUUGCAACAGUCAACUAUUUCACGAAGAGGAGUUGGGCAUGGGAUGGCAAAAAAGCCCUGGAAGCUGCUAAAAUCAAGAAAAAAGAGCGUGAAUUGCUGGGAAAUAAAUCAACUAAUACUUACAGCACUGGGAAGAUGACCCCUGCACCAAACAUGCCAAAGGACUCAGCCCCAUCUGUCAUCUCAAACACUGCAUCUGCUCCAGUAAAGUCUGCAGAAGAAAAGCCCGCUGAAAGCAAAAAGACUUACAACAGCAUCAGUAAGAUUGACAAAAUGUCCCGGAUAAUUUUUCCAGUACUGUUUGGAACUUUCAACUUGGUUUACUGGGCCACAUAUUUGAAUAGGGAGCCUGUUAUUAAAGGUGCCAAUUCUCCAAAAUAAACUGAAGGACUCUAAAGCCACAUGUGAGCCAUACUUACAAAGCAGAUGCUACCAAGGAAAAUUUGAGAUCCAGAUGACUUUCUACAUUUGGGCAAUAUUCUUCAGGAAGUUUUUUGCAUGUUUAAUAAUAUGUACAAAUAAUAUUGCCUUGAUUGUUUCUACAUGUAACCUCAGAUGUUUCGGAGACGAUUAUACUACUUACAGCAACAGAUCUUUAUAAAAGAUCAGAAGACAUUGAACAUGGCUUCUUUGCUGAUGAGUAUCUUGCAUUGAUAGUUUACAAAUAAAAUAAGUUAUAUUUUUUAACUGUUCAAGUGUACUACAUAUCGUGGUUUUUAUACUUCAGAUGUAUAGUCAUACAAAUAUAGGCUUAACCUAUAUUUUACAGAAGAGCUCCGCUAUUGUCAUCUGAUAAGUUACUGAGUAACUCCAGUUGUAAAUGUGCCAAAUUAUUAAGUGUAGGGCUGUGUCUGAGCACCUUUACUGGUUAUAAGCAGUGCAUUACUCCACAGAUAAAACUGCUCAGCCCAAUUUUCAUUCAAAGUUAAUCCAAUGCAGUAAAUCCUAAUGGGGCCACGCUGAUUUUCACGGCUCGAGCCUCUAGCUUGCAGUGAAGUAACAUAGGGAGCAGGAUGCUACUUGUGUAAAUAAAGGUGGUGGAAUCUUGCCCUUAAAAGAAAAUAUGAAGUUUUUUUUGAUUUUGCAUUCCAAGGAAAUUUCUCAAAUAAUUAUCAGUAUUUAUUCCAAAAAUUAGAGAUAUUGCAUGAAAUUAACAUAGAUUAGGAACAUACUUGUGCAAAUAAAACUUUUAACAACAGCAGUAGACAUUUUUAUUAGGGUAAAGUAAAUUAUGUUUGGACAUUUUCCCAAGAAGAAGAUUGUGUUAUAUUAUCAGAGAUUAACAGUAAAUCUGCAAUAAUUAUUACUUGUUUCCCACAGCAAAAACCAAUCAGCCAACACUAAGAAGUGUGAUCAGUAAAAAAGAUGUGCUUCACAACAGCAAGGUGUUUCAGUGACAAUAUUGACAGAAAGGUCUCUGUACUGUCCAUCUGAAACUUUUCUAUAAAACGCCUUGCUGCUGCCAAUGUGUUUUGCUUUCACAAUGGAUGAGAAAAUGCAAUCUGAGUUUUCAGCUCCUUCCUUCUUGGCAUUCUUUCCUUGUUCCAGAAGCUUUUGUAAUUUAAUCUUAAUGUUUAAAUAAAAAAGGCAUUCAACA